This is a messenger RNA of Phacochoerus africanus (Common warthog), 2757 nucleotides long. Its product is annotated as low affinity immunoglobulin gamma Fc region receptor II-b-like. Gene Ontology annotation, biological process: cell surface receptor signaling pathway. NCBI's taxonomy places the organism in Eukaryota, Metazoa, Chordata, Mammalia, Artiodactyla, Suidae. Gene Ontology annotation, molecular function: transmembrane signaling receptor activity. The coding region runs from base 106 to 930 and encodes 274 amino acids. The transcript has 5 exons. The record is from RefSeq and is a predicted model, not a curated record.
GCUCUCCAGAAUUUGUCUGUCCUCUGGGGUGGAAUCUGUCGAGCCUUGAGAGAAGCCUGUCCUGUGCUGGCGCUGCCAGAGGCAACCUGCGUACUCCAGGAGGUGAUGGGGAUCCCCUCGUCCCUAGCCCUCCCCGCUGCCAGGAGUGACUGGGCUGGUUGCAUGCCCUGCCGUCCUUUGGGCCACAUGCUCCUGUGGACAGCUCUGCUAUUCCUGGCUCCUGUUCCUGGGACACGUGCAGUUCUCCCAAAGGCUGAGGUGAAGCUUCAGCCUGCAUGGAUCAAUGUGCUCCAGGAGGAUUCUGUGACACUGACGUGCCAGGGCGACCAUGACCCUGAGAACAACACCACCCAGUGGUUCUAUAAUGGGAACUUCACCUGGACCGAGAACCAGCCCAGCUUCAGCUUUAAGGCCAGGAGCGCUAGCAGCGGAUACUACAGGUGCCAGACUGCCUACUCCAGUCUCAGCGACCCUGUGCAUCUGGAUGUGAUUUCUGACUGGCUGCUGCUCCAGACCCCUAGCCUGGUGUUCCAGGAAGGGGAGCCCAUUGUGCUGAGGUGCCAUAGCUGGAGAAACAAGCCUCUGCAUAAGGUCGUAUUUUUCCAGAAUGGAAAAUCUAAGAAAUUUUCCUAUGUGGAGUCCAGCCUCUCCAUCCCACAUGCAAACCACAGUCAUAGUGGUGAGUACCACUGCACAGGAUCAAUUGGGAAGACGUCACGCUCAUCACAGCCUGUGAACAUCACUGUCCAAGGUCCGGCAAUUCUAUUCAUCCUUCCACCUUGGUAUCAAAUAACUUUCUACCUGGCGAUGGGGCUCCUUUUUGCAGUGGAUACAGGGCUGUAUUUUUCUGUCCAGAGAGACCUUCAAUGCUCAAAGGGAGAGUGGAAGAACAGCAAAGUCAGAUGGAGCCAAGGCCCUCAGGACAAAUGAUCGCUCAUUCCAUGGUGUAACAGCUGUGGUAGCAGCAUCUCUUCAGUCCGUAACUCUUCCCCCAGCCCCGACUUAACAGCAAUUUGGGCCAAGGACCCUCCCAGGAAGGAAAGGGCCUGUGAUCUUCAGAGCUAAAUCCUAACAGGCCUUACCUUUACUGAUUUCCUGAAGGCCAAGGUACAGUCACAACCCACCCAGCUCUUCGAAGACUCACAGCAAAUGUGUUUUCACAGAUGUUUGACAGAGGCUCCUCAAAUAUAUGAAACCUCAGUAAACUCUGCUCUACUUCCAAAAUAAAUCCAACAAUCUGACAACUUCUCAGUACUCUACUACUGGCACCUUGGUCCAAGCUACCAUCAUCUCUCACUUCCACAGCCUCCUGAUUGGUCUCCCUGCAUUUACUCAUGCCACCUGACAGUCUAGUCUCAACAAAACAGCUAAAGUGAUCUUUUAAAAAUGUGCGUUGCACCUGUCACUUCUUUGCUCAAAGCUAUACAAUAGCUUCCCUCUUGUACUUAGAGUAAGAGCUAAAGGCUUUGCUACAAGGCACUACAUGAUCUUCUUCCUCACUGCCUCUCUGACCUCAUCUACUGCUCUUCUUUGCUUCCUUGAACACUUCAAUUAUUCUUCUGCUCCAGGUUUAUAUUAUUUACUGUUUCUGAAAUGUUCUUUCUUACAGAUGUCCACACUGUGCUUCGCAGCAUGGUCUUUACUCAAAUAUCACCUUAUCAGUGAGGUCUCCUUGACCAUUCAAUACAACACCACUCCUCCACUAUCUCCUAAUCUCCCUCUCUUGCUUGAUUUUUUCCCCCAUUGUACUCAUCACCAGCUGAAGUACCAUAUGCCCAAUUGUUUAAUUGUUUAUUGAUGUAUUUUUCCCCAUUGUACUUAUUACCAACUGACUAUCCCCUCUCCCAUUAGAAUAUAAGCUCCAGGAUCCAGUGCUUUUUUUCCGUUUUGUUCACUACCAUACAGUUAGAGUCAAGGUCAGCAUCUGGUACAUGACAAAGCAUACAAUACCUAUUUGUGGUGUGAGUAAAUUCCUUAUAAUUUGAAAUCAAAGACUUUUUAAAAAGGCACAUCUACUCCAUCUUCCCAGAAGCAGAAAUCCAAUUCAAUAUUACUGAACACCCUGUUAGAUACCAUCCAAGAUAUACCACUGGUACAUGCAUUUCAGCUUUGAAUGUAUUUGCCUAAACUCUUUAAUAUAAUUUACUUUCACCCAUCACAUCUUUUAAAGUAGUGUAUCAGUUGGACUUGCUUCCCUUUAAUUUAAUUAACUUUCUAAGCCUAUAGAGUAGCAUUGUGAAAAGUAUACUGAAAAUAGAGCCAAACAACCUGAAUUUGUGUUUCAUUUCUACCAUAUGCUAGCUGAUUGGUCUUGAAGAAUUUAACUACUCUGUGAAUUAUAUUCUUCUUCUGUGAAAUGGUAAUAUCUUUCUCUCUCCCCAGGGAUAUCUUGUUGAGGUUAAAGUUUAACAACAUACAUGGAAACAUAAUGUCAUUGGAACAUAAUAGGUAUUUAAUAAAUGUUUAUGGAAACUGUAGUCUUUGGAGCACACUAUUUGGCUGGCACUUUCCCCUUAAACAGAUAAGACUGUUUUUACUAUAGUAACUGAAAAAAAGGUAGGGAGGUGUAAGUUGGAGUAGGGAUGGACUAGAAGGUAGAACUGAGUGAAUUACAUUUUUGUGGCUAGUCACAUUGGGAAAAAAAUGGGUGAUAAUCCUACUUGACCAGCUCUAACCUGCAUAUUAAACUCACAGAUCAUAAAAAUACAAUCUUGGAGUUCCCGGUGUGGUGCAGCAGAAACGAAUCUGAUUCGGAAC